AGGUCCCGGCUCCAGCCGCACCUCCUCCGGCUCUGCAGUGGCGGCGGGGAGGCGAGCCGGAGCGCCUGCGGGGCCGGGCCGGAGCCGAGCCGGGGUCGGGGCAGCGGCGAGGACCCCCGGAGGCGGGGCCUGUGGGACCGCGAUGGGCGUGGAGAUCGAGACCAUAUCCCCAGGAGACGGAAGAACAUUCCCCAAGAAGGGCCAGACAUGUGUGGUACACUACACAGGAAUGCUCCAAAACGGGAAGAAAUUUGACUCAUCCAGAGACAGAAACAAACCUUUCAAGUUUAGAAUUGGCAAACAGGAAGUCAUCAAAGGUUUUGAAGAGGGUGCUGCUCAGCUGGGUCCUCUUUCUCCUCUCCCCAUCUGCCCCCAUCCCUGCUAGAUGAGCUUGGGGCAGAGGGCGAAGCUGACCUGCACCCCUGAUGUGGCAUAUGGAGCCACAGGCCACCCUGGUGUCAUCCCUCCCAAUGCCACCCUCAUCUUUGACGUGGAGCUGCUCAACUUAGAAUGAAGGCAGGAAGGAACUGGAGGUGGCUGGAGAUGGCUGCUGCUCACCCUCCUAGCCGGCUCUACCACUGGGACGGCUCCUCUUGUGUGGGGCUCUUGAUCAGUGUGCUCACUCACUGCCCUGCGGCAUUUCAUUCUCUGCUCAAGUUGCUCCAUGUGUUUGUUGUUGUUCACGCACGUCUUUGCUUGAGGAAACUUCUGUUGCAGGUCAAAACAUUUCAGGUUGUGCAAAUUUGUGUGAUGCAUGUAGUAGCCAUUCCUGAUCACAAAACACAGAUUUCUUGUUUGCACAAUCUAUACUGCCUUACCUUCACUUUAAGCCAGACACAUAAGGUGCUCAGACAUGCAAAUACAUGGUAUACACAGAGGGACUUGAACCAGUUAACUUUACUGUCACUUUCUCUUAUAAAUUCUGGCUGCUCCUUAAACAAUGUCCUCUUUGGAAAUAAUAUGUAAAAUAAAGGCUCUGUGCUUGACAA
Molecule: messenger RNA, 989 nt
Organism: Castor canadensis (American beaver)
Lineage: Eukaryota; Metazoa; Chordata; Mammalia; Rodentia; Castoridae
Gene: Fkbp1b
Product: FKBP prolyl isomerase 1B
Biological process (GO): regulation of cardiac muscle contraction by regulation of the release of sequestered calcium ion; protein peptidyl-prolyl isomerization
Cellular component (GO): cytoplasm; sarcoplasmic reticulum membrane
Molecular function (GO): peptidyl-prolyl cis-trans isomerase activity
Source: RefSeq, a predicted model, not a curated record